AAGCUUUGCUUGUGGAGUUACUUCACCCUCCUGUGUUUAAAUGGCUUCAGUGCAUGAUUCUCAACUGAGCAGCUGUUCCAAUUAGGGGACAACGUAUUUGGGGCAGCAGAUGUCACAGCAUUUUUAGAGUAGGAAGGCACCUUGGAGGCCCCCCAGCCCAGCCCCUCUGGUCUGAAGGUCCUUUCACGCAGCCACACUCCCUCAGGGUGAUGAAACUGCACUCUGCACUGGCUCAGAGACGCUGCUCUCUGGUCUUCUGGCAUGGGUUCCAGCACUCCGCUCUCACACUGGACUGGACAGGAGAGGAGAGCUGGUCUUGUGGCAGCAAGCAUGACUUGUCCCCUUAGCUAAGCAGGGUCUGCCCUGGUUACAUAUGAAUGGGAGACCAGAAGUUUUUUUGGAAAAGCGGUAUGGAAAUCAAAUAAAUUAAUAAUAACAACAACCUUGGAGAAGCCGCUGCCAGUCUGUGUAGACAAUACUGACCUAGCUGGACCUAUGGUCUGACUCAGUCUGUGGCAGCUUCCUAUGUUCCUAACAGAGGCUGAGCUGGGUCCUGGCCCAGAUUACGUCUUCCCACCCACGCAAUGCUUGCUUGCAGUUCUAGCAGUGCUGAGCACCUUCCACCAGCACACUUAUGGCUAGAAUAAUCGACAGCAGGGCCAGACUAGUUGUCCUUUCCUCAAAGCAAGGGCGUUGGGGAGGCACCAACAGAGUCUACCCUGCUGAGCAAGUAACUUUGCCAGUCAACAGGUACAGGUUUCAAAAUCCCCCCCUUGUGUUUUAGUGGACCAUAACACCGUCUGUUGAUCAGAGUGCGAAGCCACACAUUUCGUGGUGGUGGUGGAGAAGCAGCCCCAGAUCCCCACAUGCUUCACAACAGCCAGAUGGUCCGGAGUCCACACCGGGUUAGCCCCUGCUGGUCUCUACAAUGCAGGGACCUCCCAGCAUGGCCAGUGAAGUUCUUAUGUCUGGUGGCUGUGGGCCCCCUCCAGCCUCAGAGGCAGGAUGCCUCUCGGUCCCAGUUGCAGAGGAGCCACAGCAGCAGGAGAGGGGGCAGACACUCAUUACCUCUGGCCUGUGGGCUCCCCAGGGGCAUCUGGUGGGCCACUGUGUGCAACACGAGGCUGGACUAGAUGGGCUUCCUUGGGCCUGAUCCAGCACGGCUCUUCUUAUGUUCUUAAGAGGUGCCAACCUUUCAACCUGCCCUUUCUCCUGUGCUGUUAACAGGCUUGAUCAUAGCAGUCAAUGAUGCUUUCUCUGCAGAAUCCUGCACACAAGCGGCCAUUACAAGUGCCAGCGCCAGGCCAUUUUGUUUGGUUAGUUGGCGGCUCUAUUAAAACACACACACACCAGUUGUGAAUUUGACCACAUGGUGCAGUCUUGUUUCUCCAGGCUGCCUUUCCUGCCCCAAGAUGAUAUUUUCUUUGGCCCCUUCCUCUGCAAGAAGGUGGGAGGUGGACCUCCCUGCGCCCCCCCCCCAGCUCCUCUGUUGUGCUGGAGGCUGGCCUCCCUGCCUUGUGGGAUUACAGCGGCCGCCAUUUGAUUGAGUUCUAAUCCCAGGUCAGCAAAGAGAGAAUUUAAUCAUGAUUUUAAUCUGAUUGUUGCCCUGUGUGGUGUACAUCCUCCCGUAGGCCGGUGGCGCAUUGAUGAAAAGAGAGUCUCUUUAGUAGCAAAUUACUUGUGGGGAUAAACAAGGCAUCUAUCCACUCAGUAAUGAGAGCGCUUCACAAACAGCUGCAAACUGGACGGGGAUCCAUAAAGCAAGCCGAUGGAAGCCAAAGGCAGAGAUUCCUAGGGCUGGUCACCUUGAGAGAAUCUUUGCUUCUGUUCAAAAGGGAAGAAAGCAAAUUGCUAGUCCCUUUGGAAGGGAUCUGUCUGUAAAGGGCUCCUUGUCCAGCGCAUGGGAGUCCUGCCAGGCUGUUUGACCCCCUCCACAGACUUCCCAGGGUGGGCAGUGGGGUAGCUUAUCAGUGGAAGAUGCUGGGAAUUGGGGUUUGUGCCUGUCCUCCUGGCGGCUAUAUUGUAUCUGGCUACAGCUCAGCCGCAGUGGGCAGAAUGCACUCUGCACAUGCUCCUGCUCCUUGCUUCACACAGUUCUCUUCCAGAUCUCUCCUUGAUCUCAGAUGGUCCUUUGCAGGAGGCUUCCUCUUUAAGCAGUGGAAGGAGAAGUUCCUGAUCCUCUCGGUCGAUGGGGACUUGCUCAUCUGCCCAGACGCCGACUCCCCAGCUGAGCUGGGCAUCUCCUUGGGCACUAGCUGUGAUGCUAUCCUGGAGGGCAGCAAGAUCUGUGACCUGCCCCGCCUCCCUUUGGGGGCCCAGCGGGACUGCUGCCUGGGCCUCAGCCUCUGUGAUGGGAAAGUCUUGCUGUUUCUGGCUCCCAGCAGCCUGGAAUGCAGACAGUGGCUCAACCUGUUACGAAAAGUCAAAGAGAGCUGCUCCCAAGGAUCUCCCUCUCGCUGCAAACUCCACAUCCACUCGCCAGUGACCAAGUGCUGCAGGAAAGGGGGCGGCACCAGUGGGUCCCCCGGCACAGAGAGACGAGAAGCGACCUGGGCAAACCUGUGCCAGGAGCCGUGCUCCCCCCGCUGCCUCCGCCAUGGCUCCCCAGCUCGUAAGGGCGUGAAGACAGCUUGCCUCUUGGUGGGGGGCGCUGCAGCUGGCCCCACCAUGGGCUACAUGGUCACCUCUGCCACAGCUGGACACCCUGGGGAAUCACAGCCGCCAGACUUCAAGGAACUGGGCUACCACCCCUCUGCCUGCGACUCGGAGCCGCAAUACGAAGCCCUGGAUUACGAGGCAAUGGACCAGGACUUGGAUAUGCUGGACUUUGGGGGCUUUGCCUUCUAGGCUCACUCAGCGUCGGGCCACAAAGGCAAGACCCCGAGGGCUGGGAGAAGAACUCUCUCCUGCAGCUGGCAAAAGAGGCACCCAGUCUGCCUGAUGCCAUGGGGCACCACUCACAGCCCCACCAGGAGGAGACACGGAUGGGGUAUUGGGCUGGGACUCCUGGUUGACUUCCAAGACUGCACCUUCAUUUUGCUGGAUCUUCCUUUUCUUUUAAUGGCAUGUUCACAUGAGAGUGGGGUCUAGUGUGUUUGAUUCUGGCUUGCUUGGGUGCCGGUGUCCACUGCAGGGAGCCUUGUUUGUUCCUCUCCCCCUCCCUCCCGUUUUGCAUUCAGCCAGGGGUUCUUCACAGCCUUGGGUCUCCACGUGUGGCUGGACUACAAUUCCCAUCAGCACCAAGCACAGUGACCAAAGGGCGUUAAGCUCUGGAGGCCCGAGGUUGAGGACAGGGGCCUUGGACACGAUGGUGGUUGUCAGCUCCUGUUCUAGUCUCUUGCUCCUGGGAAUUCUCAGCCCCCAAGGGGUGCCCGUUAAGUGGAGUGGGGGGAAGUCGCCUGGGGGUGGGGCUAUGGUAUGAGGCCCUGCCUCACCUGCUGCUUUGCCUUGAAGGACUCUUCAUACCACCUGAGAAGCGCCAAGGGACAGUUGCCUUCUUGACACCUGAACUGCAUAUAGCCGCCCACCUGCAUCUCCCCUCGUGAUAUUCAGAAAUUCCCUUUUGUGAUCUGUGCCCCGCCCCCCCGCCAAGCCACUUCAAGGCCAGGGCACAAGUCAGUUCAGUGUUUCUGAUUUUCAACAUGGAAUAAACCUUUCAUAGCAAG
This is a messenger RNA of Hemicordylus capensis (graceful crag lizard), 3665 nucleotides long. RefSeq lists its product as uncharacterized. The transcript has 4 exons. The coding region runs from base 1978 to 2847 and encodes 289 amino acids. Gene Ontology annotation, biological process: regulation of cell differentiation. Lineage: Eukaryota; Metazoa; Chordata; Lepidosauria; Squamata; Cordylidae. The record is from RefSeq and is a predicted model, not a curated record. Gene Ontology annotation, cellular component: membrane.